Messenger RNA from Malaclemys terrapin pileata, 696 nucleotides. Its product is annotated as cytochrome c oxidase assembly protein COX14. The transcript has 2 exons. Lineage: Eukaryota; Metazoa; Chordata; Testudines; Emydidae. Gene Ontology annotation, cellular component: mitochondrion. Gene Ontology annotation, biological process: mitochondrial respiratory chain complex IV assembly. Bases 273 to 452 code for a protein of 59 amino acids. The record is from RefSeq and is a predicted model, not a curated record.
GGGGUCACAGCCUGGCGGGCCAGGUCACGUGCCAGGCGCCCUGGGGCUGGCUAGGCUAAUUACCAGCGCAGAGACACGCACAGGGGGCGCCAUCCCCCAACCGCCAUUGGCUCCCGCAUCGCCGCUCGUGCCGCCCAGCCUGAGGGGGGGCAGACGCGCAUAGAGACUACAGCUCCCAGCAUGCAGCGCUACGGCAUUUGACUUCCGCCGUCAGGCUCGGAACACGUGACCGGAAGGGCGUCGCCUCUUGGGAAAGGUCACUGGGGGGCAAGAUGGUCUCCGCCAAGCAGCUAGCGGACUUCGGCUACAAGGCCUUCUCCGGCUCCAUGAUGCUUCUGACCGUCUACGGGGGCUAUCUCUGCAGCGCCCGAGUUUACCGUUACUUCCAGCGCCAAAAAGCCCUGAAGCAGCUUGAACAGAACCAGCUAAACCCAGGGGCCGUGGAAGACUGAGUGCUGCUCCCGGGCUCAGAGACACUGAAUGAGCAGCGCGGAGGCUGGGUUGAGAUUACUUCUGCUGCAGUAUCAGGUAGCAAGUGCAACCCUUCCAGAUGACAGAUGAGGGCUAGCUUAGAUCAUCCGGGGUUUUCCUCCCGCACACUACGGUGUCUUGUUUCUCUGCACUAGCGAGAGGUUACAAAGUAACUCUGUGUAAGCAUGUUUUGAUCAUGUGAUAAUUAAAUAUUUUACUUAUUUA